This is a messenger RNA of Colletotrichum phormii, 1830 nucleotides long. Its product is annotated as SET domain-containing protein. The record is from RefSeq and is a predicted model, not a curated record. Gene Ontology annotation, molecular function: protein binding. NCBI's taxonomy places the organism in Eukaryota, Fungi, Ascomycota, Sordariomycetes, Glomerellales, Glomerellaceae. Bases 1 to 1830 code for a protein of 609 amino acids. The transcript is spliced from 4 exons.
AUGACGUCCCCGGAGCAGCAGAUGGACACUCUGCGAGAGGGUCUUAGCCGGGUGAUUCUAGACCAGCUUGCGGAAACCCUGCGGGAUUAUUCGUCUGGAAACUUGGCAAACCCGGUGCUUCGCUUUGAAGCUUUCAUCCAGGACGGCGAGCCGGGAACGCAGGGGCAAACACCCCGCUCUCCCGUGGUCUCGAAAAUGGUAGACUUGUCUGGCAUCAUUUCACAGAGCGCAAAUAAUAGUCCGAAUACGAGCAAUGCGGGAAGAGAAAACACCAUCGAACACCCGACACCGCCCACCAUCAGCCCGCAAUUGAUGAUGGACAACGUCGCGGCAAGCGCCAGCCGGGCAUUUGUCCGGACACAACGGACGCCAUCCCAAGGACCACCGCAAUUAUCACCCGAGACCGAUGCAAAUGCUUUUAUUCAAAGAAGAGGAACGGGAGCUCUACGACCAGUCAGAGCAGCCCCAGUGGAGGAAGAGCAGCCGGACAGCCAGAGGCAGAUGCAGGUUGCCAACAACUUUCCCAAACGCGCAAAGAUUCAAAACGACGUCGUCUUCAUCCCGCAGCAGUCUUCCAUUGACAAGUUCGUCAGUCUGCUGGAACAGUGGCAACUCACGGCAACGGCGGCAACAGCAACCAUCAACAACGCCGGCAAGAUUCACGUUCCCGAGCAGCUUGAGCUCGGCUUGCUCCAGGCGCCUUCGGCAGACGGCACGUUGACUGAGAUCGAUAUGGAGGGGACCUUCAACCGCAGCAACAUCUUUUGCCGAAAGGUUACGCAAGCCAGCCGCGCGUGCCGCUCGAUCGAGGUCAUUGUCCAAGCGCGGUGGAUCGAGCACUUCGACUCGUAUGUCGAGUUGCUCGCCAUCACGAACCCGGGCAUGUCCCCCACCAAACGCCGCAAGGCGGCGCUCAUCGAGGCGUGUAACGACUUUGGGUGGUCUGAGAAGGAGUUGCGGAACAAGAUGGCCAUCUGGCGCGGCUACAAGGAGAUCAAGGAUGUGGGAGGUUGGGCCGCGCUCGUCUUCGCCGGCAUGGGACUCUACCGCUUCUGCAAGUACCGAGUUGGAUUUAACCCAGAUAGCAUGCAACGACUCCGGUGCCUCCGGCCGCGAAUCGAGGUCGCCGCCGACACGCUGCACCCCACGUGGCGCCAACUACUCAUGAUUGACGGUUCGGAUCCCGUCCCGCUCCGGUCGACAUAUCUCGAAUACGACCCUUACUUCAGCUACGAACAGCUCGAACACUCCGUCAUGGACAUGAGCGCGUGGGGCACCGACGACCCGCGGUGGGUGCCGCCGAUGAACGCCGUGGCUUGCGUCCAGGGCAUGCACACAUGUCACUCGUGUGGCCAGGAGCAAUCCGAAGACCCCAAGAUCAACUCGUGCUACUGCUUCCCGACGCUAUUCGGGUCCGGGCGCCGGAGCCCCUGCCCGGUGCAGGUGUUCCGGACCUCUGACGGACGCAACAACGGCCUGAUGGCUCUUUGUCCGUUUGAGCGCGGCGCGGCGAUAGGAGAGUUUGUCGGCCUCAUCACAAAAGAUUUGCAAAACAUGGAUGUCAUGGACAGCUCGACUGGUGUACGCGCCUACCAGAUCUGGCAGGGACGGCAAGGCAACUUUACGAGAUUCGUCAACCACAGCUGCAAGUCCAACGCGCAAUUCCAGCAGUUUGUGUGGAUGAGCACACAGCGCAUCAUCCUGGUGAGCAAGGGCAUUGAGGCGGGGCACGAGGUCACGGUGGAUUAUUCUGGGAGCUACUGGCGCGGUUUGGACAAAGAAUGUCUCUGCGGAGAGUCAUGCUGUCGGUAUAGGAACGCAGCUCGAUAG